Brugia malayi is the source of this 3435-nucleotide messenger RNA. RefSeq lists its product as uncharacterized. The record is from RefSeq and is a predicted model, not a curated record. The transcript has 18 exons. NCBI's taxonomy places the organism in Eukaryota, Metazoa, Nematoda, Chromadorea, Rhabditida, Onchocercidae. Bases 1 to 3435 code for a protein of 1144 amino acids.
AUGAAUCAGCAAUAUUCUACAACAUGCAAUGAUGAACUCAAGAAAACGAUAAAAAAUGGCGCCGCAUUUAAUGCAACGGAUAUGACUAUGCACGACAGUUCUUCACCAGAUGUAUAUGUUCACAGCUCAAGUUCUGGUGAAUUAAAAAAUAUAAGUCCUGAAAUAUAUUCCAAAAAAGGUAAGGGCCAUCAAAAGAAUUACCUGAAGGAGAGAGAAGAGAUGGAAAUGCGGUUGAUUCAUCAACCAUCGGAAGAAGGCUUUCAUCAGGUUGUGAAAUUUACAAAACGUGCAACACGAAGAGGAGAAAAAGGGCUUCCAAAAGUAAAAUCAUUUGCUUUUACUGAAUUUAGUGAAGAAGAAAAAUCCUCAUCAAAAAGGGAAAAUAUUAGUUCUAUAACAAUUAACAGGAAUUCAAUAAGUCAUGAAUUAGAUAAUUGCAUCACUUUCAUAGAACAAAAUUUAGAUGCAGGUGUUCGGCUUCAAUCUGAAUAUUGUAAGCCAGAUGAUAAAACUUAUCUCAAGUCUGCUACCGCUAACACUGAUAGUUACUUCUUGAAUUGUGACACCACAGAACUGCAGCAUUUGAGCUGUGAAUCAGUUUGUGCCGAAUCGGAAAUGCUUAAUGAAACAAUGAUAGAAGCUGAUAACUUAUCGCAGCAAAUACACGAAAAAUAUGAUCAGCAAGAAUGUGACAGAGCACAAAUUUGUCUUGAGAAUUGUGGCUCACAAAUAGAUGAAGAAUCGAAAAUCUCUACAACUCUGCGGAAAACGAUAGCUAAUAAACCAGCUCAGACCCAAGUGAUAUUAAAAAAGAAACGAUGCCAUGAAUGCUUUGCUGAUGCUGUUUUUAAUGCUGCUGACAGCACAGUUCAACAGCAACAGGAAUCGCCCAACAAGAACAGAACUUUUAUUAUUAGCGACCCACAACACUGUUCGGUCUCCGCGACACUUUCUUUGGGCAGACCCAAAAAACUGUUCAUCAGCAAGGGAAGUAGAGCAGCAGCGACAUUUCAAGCAGCAACCACAAUUACAGCACAACGGCAGAAUUUGAAUAAUUCUAAAGAAAUCUCAACAUCUCAUAGCAGAAUAGAUCAAAAGCCACCAUUGGCAAACUUCGAAACAAGGGCAACUUCACCAUCUUCAAAUGAACAUACUCGAGACUCUGUCAACAGUAACAAUGACAGUAUUUCUUUACUGCUUCAGCAAAAUUACCCCAAAACUGUUCCGUCUGAUCCGAUACCAGUAGAUAGUGCUGAAACAGCUUCUGUACCAAAAUGUUCAGAUACUGUAACACCGGAAAUUACCAUCGACAUUCCGCAUCCUGACUCGUCGCAAUCAACGCUAAAUUCACGUGGAUCUGGUGGUUAUCGUGGUGAUUGUUCCUCAGUUAACAGCUUGCAUUCAACAGAACAUAAAGAUGGAAUGAAUCGAAGACAAAAUAACAUUAACGAAUUCCGAGAAUCUCUUAGCAGUAGGCUUAGUCGUGGAUUUCUUGAAUUCACUCAAGGUAGCAGUGAUAGAUUGCAGAAAUGGAAAAAUAAAUUACAAAACGGUCGGCGGCACAAAGAUUCUAGUGAACCACCACCUGCUAACAGGAAAAUGCCAACAACGAAUCAAGAGCAAAAUGGGCAUUUGUCGGAUGUCGAAGUGGUACUUGAUUGGGCAGCACUCAAAUGUGAUUCCACUGAUCAGAUACAUAAUGCCAAAUUUUCACCAAAAAGAUCAGUUUUUGCACAGAAAGAAGACCGAUCAAAUUUGCCGACGCGAUCAACCAGUGAUUUCUUCUUGACAAGCGAGAGUACUACCAGCCGUACAACAUUAAAUGGAUCAGGAACGAUAAUGGAUCAGCAGAAUUUGAAACAACGUGACAAUAAAGGUCCUCGAACAGUCAAAAAUCUUGCUGCACAUUUUCAAAAUUUAAAAAAUAUUCGAACAACAACUGCUCAAACUGUUGAAAAUUGCGAUAAUCUAAGCAACAAUUUGCCACCGCCAGUUCGAAUUACUCCAUAUUCAGGUGUUAAACCAAAGGAUAUGGACAUUAUUAGACCAGUAGCAUUCCGACCAUACGCUUCACGCAAGUCGGACAAACGGCAAACAGUUAUCUCGUCAUCAUUUUCUUUUUAUAAUAGCGACAAAAAGAGUGAUUAUCUAACAAAACGAUUAUCAAACAAUGAUGAAUUGAAACGGUCUUCACAGCAUUCAAAAGACACUGUGUCAAAUUCUUCCGCACCAUCUUCAGGAUAUGGUAGCACCAGACCGAGAGCCAUCUAUCAACCGUCCACUAGCUUCCAAAUGACAUCCGCAAUGAUUACGCAAAGAAGGUCUAACAAAAUUGAGGCUGAGGAAAAUGAUUAUGAUGUUGUGCCAGAAUACAUUGAACGCGACAAAUUCUACAUUAAUGUAGAUUCGUCAAUCGGUGAGAACUAUUCAGUUGUACAUUCGAUGCCAUACUCACUGUCCGAGAAACUUCCUGCUGCAUCAGCGACAUCAAACAGUAAUACCACUAUUAGCCAUGAUAAAAUACAGCAACAUGCAGCAGUCAGCGUAACGGCUGGGAUUUCAUCACUGAAUCUCGUCAAGAAGUCUCCAUCUUCACACCAAGUUUACGGUUCGAAUACUUCUUCUGGUAGUCGUCAUAGCUCAGGAAUACACGUUACACCUUCACCAAGUGAUUCCGGUAUUGUCGAUUACGAGACAAUCAUUCGAGAUAAGGAGAAUGAACUGACAAACGUACGAGCGACAAUGGAACAGAACGAAGAGGUUGUAGUGAAGGUUUAUUUAGAAAAGGAGCGACUUUGGAAAGAGCAACUUGCUGACCUUAAGCAAAAGUUGCAGGCUAGCCAACAAGGAGAAAACGCAUUACGGCAGCAAAUUCAACGAUGUAACGAAGAACGAGAACAAUUCAGGAGUACUAUACAGAAUCUUACCAGUGAUAAGCAGGGAUUACAACGCAAAUGUUUGCAACUUGAACGUGAAUUUUUCCAACUACGUGAGUGUUUCGAUGAGCUCAUUCGAAAUCGCGAUGAAACUGUUUGCGGUCCAUGUCGCAAGCGUAUCACAUGUUACAUUACUGCAGCAAAUACUAACAACAGUAUUGCUGACAAGCGUGUUAGACCUCCACUGCCAGCACCGCGGUAUUCCAAGGAAUCGUCGUCAGAACGUGAAUUACGCAAUGAAGUCGAUGAACUAAGAGGUGAAGUGUCAACUUUGCGUGAUACACUCAAUGAACAAAUUGGUCUUUUUGCUGACGAAAGGAAACGCUGGGAAGAAGAACGUAUUAAGAUUUUGAAAUCCAGCAACUCGCCUUCGGAUCGACUGGGUCUCUUGUCGAUGAAUGACUCUUCAUCUGUGGAAAUGACUUCUCAACUAUCUAGGGAUCUAAAAAUUCUUACCGAUGGUAAAUCAUAUAUUGUUAGCCAUGAUCGCCUAAUCUGA